Aureococcus anophagefferens is the source of this 543-nucleotide messenger RNA. RefSeq lists its product as hypothetical. NCBI's taxonomy places the organism in Eukaryota, Pelagophyceae, Pelagomonadales, Pelagomonadaceae. The annotation marks the transcript as partial. Gene Ontology annotation, molecular function: serine-type endopeptidase activity. The transcript has a single exon. Gene Ontology annotation, biological process: proteolysis. The record is from RefSeq and is a predicted model, not a curated record.
AUGCAAUCAACCUUUAACACACGGUUUGCAAGAAUCGGCCCCAAAAACGGCGUCCGGCGCCCACCCACGCCGGCACCACGGCUGCGCGCCGCCGAGGGCGCCGCCGAGGUGGUCUCCGGGACGCUGUCGUCCAUCUGCAUGAUCUUCGCGACGUGCGUGGAGCCGGACUACCUGCAGCCCUGGAGCCAGUACGCCGAGGAGGACGUCACGGGCAGCGGCUUCGUCGUCACGGACGCGGCGGGCGGUCCGCGGAUCCUCACGAACGAGCACGUCGUGCGCCACGCGCGCGACGUGCGCGUGCGCCCCCACGGCAGCGCGCGCAAGUUCAAGUGCUCCGUGGCCUACGCGUCGCCGGAGCGGGACCUGGCGCUGCUCCAGGUCGACGACGACGCGUUCUGGGAGACGACGCUCGCGGCGCCGCUGCCCUUCGCGUCCGACCUCCCCCGCCUCUUCAGCGACGUCACGGUCGUCGGCUACCCCAUGGGCGGCGACAACGUCUGCGUGACGCGGGGCGUCGUGAGCCGCCUGGACGCGAUGGCCUAC